AUAGACACCACAUAUACCAUUGUUGCUGCAACAGCUUCCAGCGGCUCGCCCGGACAUCGACGCAGGGCAUCCCAGUCCACACCCCAGACUCCGCCCCACCAGUAAAGUCAACCACUCCGGGAUCUCGAAAAUCAACCUCAUCUUACAUCUCAUCACGUUUCGCCUUUUCCUUCCGUGUCUCGAAGCUCUCCGAGUCCUGUGGCGGACGUCACCUUCCAUCGCCGGACACAAGAGCCUCACCGGUAUCGCACGCUCCACCAGAUCUUCGGUCACCGCUCCACUGCCCGACACCAACGAUGGCGACUCACGCCUCACCUCCGCUGAGCGCCGGCGUGGCGGAUGAGAAGAUGACGGCCUAUGCGGAGCACGAUUUGAAGAACUCAAGCCCGACACGGCAUGAUGGCCACGACGAUGUCGCACAAUUCGAGUUUGAUCCUCAAGCAGAGAAGAAGCUGCGGCGAAAGAUUGAUAUGUACAUUGUGCCCACUGUGGCUGUUUUGUAUUUGUUUUGCUUCAUUGAUCGUGCGAACAUUGGAAAUGCGAGAAUUGCUGGUCUUGAGAAGGAUCUGGGCAUCAACCCGAAGUCGUUUCAUUACAACAUCAUCCUCAGCUGCUUCUACAUAAGCUACAUCGUCUUCGAGAUUCCAGCAUCCAUACUGGCAAAAGCACUCGGUCCAGGCUGGUUCAUCCCAGCCACUGCCCUCGGCUUCGGAAUCCUUACCGUCUGCUGCGGCUUCGUGCACACCUUCUCUCAGAUCUGCGGCGUGCGUUUCCUCCUCGGCAUCUUCGAGGCCGGUAUGCUUCCUGGGAUCGCAUACUACAUGUCUCGCUGGUACCGUCGCAGCGAGCUCGCGUUUCGAAUCUCAUUGUACCUUGUCACAGCACCCCUGGCAGGCGCUUUUGGAGGACUUUUCGCUUCGGCUAUUCUCAAGCUGGAUCAUUUUGGCAGUCUGCAUUCUUGGAGGAUGAUCUUUGGGAUUGAGGGAAUUAUUACCAUUGGUAUCAGCUUGAUUGCUUUUUUCACUCUGACCGAUCGACCGGAGACGGCGAGGUGGCUCACACCUGCGGAGAAGGCGUUGGCUAUUAACAGGAUUUAUUCGGAAAGAGUCGGGCAGAAGGAUGUGUUGGAUCGGAUGGAUAAAACCAAGCUCAAACGCGGCAUCUUCAAUCCUGUCGGCCUCGUCAACGCGGUCAUCUUCCUCUUCGACAACAUCACCGUCCAGGCACUCGGAUUCUUCCUUCCGACGAUCGUAAGAGGGAUCUAUCCCAAACAGACUGUCAUCCAACAGCAGUUGAAGACUGUUCCUCCAUAUGUCGUUGGCGCCUUCUGCAACCUCGUAAUCCCCUUCGCCAGCUCGAAAACCAACAAACGAGUCCCCUUCUUCAUCAUGUGUGCGCCUCUCGUCAUGAUCGGAUACAUCAUGUUCCUGGCCACCGGUGUGAAAGACGGACAAAUUCGAUAUGGCGCUACAUUCAUCAUCGUCCCAGGCGCGUUCGCGUUUGGAGCACUGUGCACAGCUCAUGCUAGUGCGAAUGCCGGUUCAGACACGGCAAAAAGCUCCGCCAUCGGAACCACAGUCAUGUUUGGCAACAUCGGCGGCUUGAUCUCGACCUGGUCCUUCGUCAGCACCGACGCACCGAAUUACCCGAUCGGCAACGGCCUCAACCUCGCCACCAGCACCUCGAUCCUCGUACUCAGUAUUGCACUGCUGUGGUGGAUGAAAGCCGAUAACCGCAAGCGAGACUCUCGGAACGCGGAUGCGGAGUUGGCGGGACGAGAGCAGAAGGAGAUUGAGGAUUUGGAUUGGAAGCAUCCGGGUUUCAGGUGGAGGCCAUGA
Messenger RNA from Zymoseptoria tritici IPO323, 1838 nucleotides. RefSeq lists its product as uncharacterized. NCBI's taxonomy places the organism in Eukaryota, Fungi, Ascomycota, Dothideomycetes, Mycosphaerellales, Mycosphaerellaceae. Gene Ontology annotation, biological process: transmembrane transport. The record is from RefSeq and is a predicted model, not a curated record. Gene Ontology annotation, molecular function: transmembrane transporter activity. Gene Ontology annotation, cellular component: membrane. The transcript is spliced from 9 exons. Bases 297 to 1838 code for a protein of 513 amino acids.